AGCAAUAACAGUGACAAUAAGAGAGAGUAGAGUUUGUUUAUAGUUAAGGAGGAGUAUCUGGGAAAAUAUAGUUUAAGAUGGAAAUAUAUAGAGAGAGAGAGUUAGGGGAAAAAUGAAAGGUGGGACCAUGGGGAUGGCGUCUUUUUGAAAUGGCUUUAAUCAGGUUGUCGUUCUAGGUUCCCUAGCUUGGAUCUUGGCUCUCUACUCCUCGCUUCAACGAGGAGAAGAGGGAAUGGCGGCUUACAUGUGUGCAGACAGUGGCAACCUCAUGGCGAUUGCGCAGCAAGUCAUUAAGCAGAAGCAGCAGCAAGAGCAGCAGCAGCAGCAGCAGCAGCAGCAACAGCAGCAGCAACACUUGCUACACCACCAACAGAACCCUCUCUCCCUUCACACUCCAAUUCCAUGGAACAACACUCCUCCUCUCGGCUACCCUCUACCUCCCACCACCGAUUUCCCCCCCGACCCCUUCCAACCCGAUCCCCCUUUCCACUUCCAACCCGACCCCCACUCCUUCCGCUUCUCCGACUUCGACUCCGACGACUGGAUGGACUCCCUCAUCGCCGCCGCCGACACCACUGAUUUCCCCUUCCCCCCCUCCGAUCUCAACCCGCUCCCUCUCCAACCCACUCCCCCUCCCCCUCCCCCUCCACCGCCCCAGUCCCCCGUGGACUCCGACUCCGACUCCUCCGUACAUCCCCUCCUCAAAGCCCUGGCCGAGUGCGCCUCCCUGGCCGAAACGGAGCCGGAUCAGGCCGCGGAAUCCCUAAGCCGUUUGCGAAAAUCCGUUUCCCAGCACGGAAACCCCACUCAGCGAGUGGGCUUUUACUUCUGGCAGGCCCUCUCCCGCAGAGAAGAAAAGGGCCAUAAUAGCACUUGGGAUGAGGAGUUAACACUCUCUUACAAAGCCCUGAACGACGCCUGCCCUUACUCCAAGUUCGCUCACUUAACCGCCAACCAAGCCAUCCUUGAAGCCACCCAAACCGCCUCCAACAUCCACAUCGUCGACUUCGGUAUCGUCCAAGGGAUUCAAUGGGCCGCACUCUUGCAAGCUUUCGCCACUCGUCCUUCUGGAAAGCCCAAUAAGAUCAGAAUCUCCGGCAUCCCCGCCCUCUCCCUUGGUUCCUCUCCCGGCCCCUCUCUCUCCGCCACCGCCCACCGCCUCUCCGACUUCGCCAAGCUUCUCGACUUGAACUUCCACUUCACUCCUAUUCUCACUCCCAUUCACCAACUCGACCGCAACAGCUUCUGCAUUGACGACACUAACGAAGCCUUGGCUGUUAACUUCAUGCUCCAGUUGUAUAACCUCCUCGACGAGCCUCCCACCGCUGUUGACACUGCGCUCAGGUUGGCCAAGUCUUUGAACCCCAAAAUUGUCACCCUUGGCGAGUACGAAGCAAGCGUCACACGUUUCGGCUUUGUCAACCGCUUCAAGACUGCGUUUAAGUACUUCUCUGCUGUGUUUGAGUCUCUGGAGCCUAAUUUGGCCGCGGACUCGCCGGAGAGGUUUCAGGUGGAGAGUCUUCUUCUCGGGCGGCGAAUCGCGGCGGUCAUUGGGGGGCCCGGGUCGGUGAGGAGGGAGAGUAUGGAGGACAAAGAGCAGUGGAGGGUUCUGAUGGAGCGUGCUGGUUUUGAAUCAGUGAGUCUAAGCCAUUAUGCAAUUAGUCAAGCUAAGAUACUUCUCUGGAAUUACAGUUACAGUUCUCUGUUUUCGCUGGUGGAAUCUACACCACCGGGGUUUUUGUCUCUGGCUUGGAAGGAUGUUCCUCUCUUGACCGUCUCCUCUUGGCGUUAGUUAAUGGGUUCGACUUGGUUGAUUGUUAUUGGAAAGGGUUUCCACCUGGUCCUUUUUUCCCUGGUGUGGAACAACUAAUUAUUAUUAUUAUUAUUAUUAUUUGUCGAUAUGCCAUGGAUGAUCGAUCAUGUUGUGCUAUGCUAGCCUCUUCAAUUACUGAAGUUAUGCAGAAGAUUUGAUAUGUGAAUUGGCUGGCACUACAAGAAAUUGAGGUUUUUGGGAGAAUUGCCACCUUUAGCAGCAGUUUGGUCCUCUACUAGUUCCACACCUCCUUACUUUUGUUUUUUUAGUUGAUUUUUCUAUUUCUUAUCAGCGUUUUUUUUUUCUUCUAGUGGCAAUGAUGUUAUUAUUAGCUUCAAGAAUUGGCUAGGCAAACUGUGACAAUGAAAAUAGGGAGAAAUGGGAUGGAGAAAAGCUUUCUUUCUCAUUGCUUCUAGUCAUUGUGAUUUGUGACUCUGUAAAUUGGAUUUUGUUGUAUGGAUUUAAAUUGGUCUGAAUGAAUGAAAUGAAUAUCAAAGGAUUUUUAUCUUUA
This is a messenger RNA of Glycine soja, 2324 nucleotides long. RefSeq names its product SCARECROW-LIKE protein 7-like. Gene Ontology annotation, biological process: regulation of DNA-templated transcription. Gene Ontology annotation, molecular function: sequence-specific DNA binding; DNA-binding transcription factor activity. The transcript is spliced from 2 exons. The coding region runs from base 233 to 1792 and encodes 519 amino acids. The record is from RefSeq and is a predicted model, not a curated record. Gene Ontology annotation, cellular component: nucleus. Lineage: Eukaryota; Viridiplantae; Streptophyta; Magnoliopsida; Fabales; Fabaceae.